AUGAGCGAUGGAAGGUACUCGUUCUCCCUCACGACAUUCUCCCCGAGCGGAGAGCUGGUGCAGAUAAAACACGCGCUCGCCGCGAUCGGGGCGGGGGCGACGAGCCUCGGGAUCAAGGCGAAGGAUGGUGUCGUGCUGGCGACGGAGAAGAAAGUGCCGAGCGCGCUCGUGGACGCGACGACGGUGAAGAAGAUCGCGCUGCUGACGGAUGAGAUCGGGAUGACGUACAGCGGGAUGGGACCGGACUUUAGAGUGCUGACGCGAAUGGCGAGGAAGGAGACGCAGACGUAUUACCGGACGUAUAAGGAGAGCGCGCCGGUGAGCCAGUUGGUGCGAGAGACGGCGACGACGAUGCAAGAGUUUACGCAACAAGGUGGUGUGCGACCGUUCGGGGUGUCGUUGCUCGUCGCGGGGUACGAUGAGAGCGGACCGAGUUUGUAUCAAGUCGAUCCGAGCGGGUCGUACUUUGCGUGGAAGGCGAGCGCCAUCGGAAAGAAUAUGGUCAACGCGAAGACGUUCUUGGAGAAACGGUAUAGCGAUGACAUAGAAUUGGAAGAUGCGAUUCACACCGCGAUUCUGACGCUCAAAGAAGGUUUCGAUGGGCAGAUUUCUGCGGAGAACAUUGAAAUCGGCGUCGUCGGCGUCGACAGGAAAUUUCGAGUGCUCACCUCGAGCGAAAUCGCAGAUUACCUCGAAGAAGUCGAAUAA
This is a messenger RNA of Ostreococcus lucimarinus CCE9901, 708 nucleotides long. RefSeq lists its product with no specific name. Bases 1 to 708 code for a protein of 235 amino acids. NCBI's taxonomy places the organism in Eukaryota, Viridiplantae, Chlorophyta, Mamiellophyceae, Mamiellales, Bathycoccaceae. Gene Ontology annotation, biological process: ubiquitin-dependent protein catabolic process. The transcript has a single exon. The record is from RefSeq and is a predicted model, not a curated record. Gene Ontology annotation, cellular component: proteasome core complex; proteasome core complex, alpha-subunit complex.